Molecule: messenger RNA, 471 nt
Organism: Zophobas morio
Lineage: Eukaryota; Metazoa; Arthropoda; Insecta; Coleoptera; Tenebrionidae
Exons: 6
Coding region: 116-451 (111 amino acids)
Source: RefSeq, a predicted model, not a curated record
AAAAGUUCUUGAGGAAGAAAAAGCAACAGCCACCCUUCAACGAUGUCGAUUAUGUCAAGCUCCUGUUCUUGCUUACCCAGUUCCCUCACACUCCUUAGAAUCUCAACUAGAAAUCAUGAUUGAAGGUUUUCCUGAGGAAAGAAGAUGUGAAUAUCUUUAUAAACAACUUUCUGCUACCCAACCCUUAAAUAAUUUGAAAUGGGAAAACGUUAUACCCUUAACGGAUUUAAAAAAAAGAACUUUUAUAUACGACUCGAGUGAGAGCAUUUUUCGUUGCGGUACUUGCAAAAGCGAAGUGGUUCGAGGGGAGUGUUCCAGUUGCCAUUUCAAAUAUCCUCAACUCAUCGACGUCACCAACGCAAGCGAGUCAAUUUUGGAAACAGAAGAAAGUCUCAGCGAAGAUUUGGAAACUGAAGGAGACACAAAUGAAUAUCUUCAAAAGUAUAUUUGACGCAUCUUGUAUUUAUUUUU